Messenger RNA from Batrachochytrium dendrobatidis JAM81, 1575 nucleotides. RefSeq lists its product as uncharacterized. The transcript has 5 exons. NCBI's taxonomy places the organism in Eukaryota, Fungi, Chytridiomycota, Chytridiomycetes, Rhizophydiales. The coding region runs from base 1 to 1575 and encodes 524 amino acids. The record is from RefSeq and is a predicted model, not a curated record.
AUGUCUGCAAAAAACAGCUGGAAAUGGAAUGCGUUUGUGGAAAUAGGAAACACCAUACACAAAAUGACAGCAGUAUUGCGUACAUACAAAUCAAAGUAUGAUAUCAUGAUUGUCAACGGAUUGAUUGAAAACAACUUUAUAUCCAACUUGCCCAUCAACAACCAACAACUGCAAGAUUCCUUUUUGCCAAUAUCACAGCUGACAUUGACAAGUUGUCGAGGUCUCAUUAUCUCCAAAGAAAAACGGAAUCCAGACCAGAUUCGCUUGGAAUGUCAGCAACAACUCACUGUUUGUUGCUACAUCAAGACUCGUCAGUACAGACCCACACAAUACAAUUCAAAAGAUUACAUUAAAACAGACAUUAUGGACAAACUCUACAAAGGAAAUGUGAUUGUACAGAAUAUUCGUGUUGGUUUAGCAUCUUUUUACGAAUGGCAAACUUCAAAUUAUACCAAAAGGUUGGAUCAAUCCAGAGAUAUGGCCAAGUUAUUGGAUACAAUGGAGGCAGAUAAAGACUGGGCAAUUUUUAGAGCAAGCAACUGUGAUCGAUUUAUUGACCAAGACAAUGUGCCCUUGGUUGAUCCUGCAAACAUCAUCUAUGACGGAUGUGACGAUCUUGCCAUUCGCGUUGUUCGACAAGGAUCGCUACUGCGCAAAGAAGGCGGUCCAUUCUCUCCUACUGGCAACAAACCGGAUUUUUCGGCUGAUUCCAUACUUGAAAUGCCUGAGCUGACGCUUGAUUUGGCAGAAUACACCUUGCUUCCACUUAAUCUUGGCAAUAAAGAUCCCAAAGACAUUGUUUUUGUUGGGAAAAACUCGGGUAUGUUUGGACGAGAUAUCAAACACAAAUUCAAGGGGAAAACCAUGGUUGAAAGUGCGGAUUGGUGGACUGCAAUCAAUGAACAUAUGAAACAGAUGGGAACACGGACUUCAGUUGGAACACCCACUACACAGCACUCAAAACCAGCUUUUGCUGGUACUGCUCCUUUACCAAAAGAAGGUGCAGAUGGAUCGACUGGACUUUCUCAACGCGCUGCUGCAUCUGUAGCUACUGCGAAUGCUCCGUCAACGUCACUUCAAGCUCGAUUGGGAGCCGUUGUAAGUCAUAGCAAAUCCAAUACGAUUCAUGCUACUUCUGGUACACGACCAGUGAGUAUGCCUGCACCACCUCUACCUGGUCGACCCAAAAGUACUAUUGUACCUACAUUGAGACCCAAAUCUGAAUCGCUUAUCGACGAAUCAUUUGAUGAUUUGCCUAGUAGGAGAGAUUCGUUAUCACCUCCGAUUUCUUUUACAACUACUUCAAAUGAUCAAAUUCCUACACCUGCUCAUGUAGCUGAUUUUGCUUCAUUUCCACCUCCCGACACAAGUGACAAGACCGAGGUGGGCAAUGUAUCUGCUUUAUCAUUAAGUGAACAGAUGGAAAUGAAAUUAAGCCAUGCUACAAGUGGUGGUCAUUCUCAUGAUGAUCCGGUUGAACUGGACACGCCAUCACCCAAAGCAAAACUAGCUAGUCUAUCUACCGGAACUAGCAAUCCAUGGGACACAUUUCAAGACGAAUCGGGUGGUUGGUAA